AUGGGUUGUGUUGCAUCGAGGAUUGAUAAGGAAGAGAGGGUGCGAGUUUGCAAGGAGAGAAAGAAGCUAAUGAAACAGUUGGUUCGGUUUAGAGGAGCAUUUGCAGAUGCCCAGUUGGAUUAUUUAAGAGCAUUGAGGAAUACUGGAGCAACACUUAGACAAUUUACAGAGUCCGAGACAUUAGAGCUUGAUACUACUCCAUAUGGCUUGGCAUUGCCAGCUUCCCCUCCUCCCCCUUUGCCUCCUUCCCCUCCACCACCACCUCCUUAUAGCCCUGAUUUGAGAAAAUUGGAUAACAGAGAAGAAAUUGGUCUAGAGGAAAGCAUAGAGAUUACAGAGGAUGAUAUCAGUACUCCACCACCUCCUCCAGGCCCGAGCUCGUCAUGGGAAUCUUGGUACCUUUUUGACUCUUCUUCACCACAGCAUCUGAAACAUAAUGAAACAGUGGAACCACUUGAGGAGGAAAACUGGGCAGAGACUAAGACGGAUUUUGAGGAAGACGAACAUGAAGAGGAAACUGCUUCAAAUGUUGUAAAUUCUCUGCCUAAGAAACCGCAGCUCGCAGAUUCCGUUGGGGAUAAUUCAUCAACGAUGAAGUUGUAUACUAAGGACACUGCAGACAUGGCCAUGGUACUACGGAGAAGCAAGAAGACCUUGGACGGUAUAGCUAAGGUGAUAGAUGAAUAUUUUCUCAAACCAUCAGAUGGUUUAAAGGAAAUUGCUGUUCUUAUGGAAAUCAAAAGAGGGAAUACUUCUCUGCCUCACAGUACGAGUGAAAGCAAAAGGAAGAGGGGUAAUUCCACAAAGGUCUUUAGUGCAUUGUCAUGGAGUUGGUCUUCUAGGUCACUUCAGUUUCCAAGAGAUGCAGUUGAGUCUAGUGGUCCAAGUGAACCAUGCAGGCCAGGAGCUCAUUGCAUUACACUUCAAAAAUUAUAUGAUGAGGAAAAGAAACUUUACAAAGAAGUUAAGGAGGAAGAGUUUACCAAAUUAGAGCAUGAUAAGAAAUCCAAGUUACUGCAAAAACAAGAGGAUGAAAACCAUGACUGGACCAAGACUGAGAAAACUCGGUUAAGCGUUGAGAGUUUGGAGUCAGACAUCUUACGUCUUCAGCACUCAAUCAGCACCACUUGUUCUUCUUUAGUGAAGCUCAUAGAUGAUGAGCUGUAUCCUCAGUUGGUCACACUAACUUCCGGGCUUUUGCACAUGUGGAGAACGAUGCAUGAAUGUCACCAAGUUCAACAUUUUGUUUCCCAGCAGUUGAAUAUUCUUACUGAUAUAAAGAUGGACUUGAGUACCAACUACCACCGCCAAGCUGCAAUUCAACUGGAAACCGAGGUUUCUUGCUGGUACAACUGGUUCCGCGAAGUCGUAAAAUCUCAACAAGAGUAUGUUAGAACACUUUCCAAGUGGAUCCAACUUACUGACAGUCUUGUUGAUGACCAUCGAAAGAGUCUUUACUCAUCUUCUGUUCGUUGCAUGUGUCAACAAUGGAAUCUUGCUUUUGAACGAUUACAGCAUGAGGAGGCAGCAGAAGCCAUUAAGAGCCUUCAAUUAGCAAUCUGCUCAAUUCGCGUGCAGCAAGUGGAGGAGCACAAUGUGCAGAAAAAAUAUGAAAAACUUGAGAAAAGACUGCAAAAGGAGUUAUAUUCAUUGGCUGAGAUGGAGAAAAAGAUGGAGGGGAGCGUCACCGAGGGAGAUGAGUACUCCAGUUUAGGCCCUAAGCAUCCUUUGUCACUUAAGCGAGACAAAACUGAAGACUUAAAAAAGGAAGUGGACAGUGAGAAGGCCAAAUUUCUUAACUCAGUCCGGGUUAGCAAGUCCCUGACACUGGAAAACCUAAAAAGAAGCCUUCCCAAUGUAUUCCAAGCGUUAAUGACAUUUUCUAGUCUCUAUGUUGAAGCCAUUGAGGCUGUUUGUGGCGUCAUUAAACCAGCCGAUGAUUCUGAUGGUACAUUGUCAACCUCAUAG
Prunus armeniaca (apricot) is the source of this 1968-nucleotide messenger RNA. Lineage: Eukaryota; Viridiplantae; Streptophyta; Magnoliopsida; Rosales; Rosaceae. The record is from the annotation of a GenBank genome assembly.